Messenger RNA from Diorhabda sublineata, 2350 nucleotides. RefSeq names its product zinc finger protein 501-like. The record is from RefSeq and is a predicted model, not a curated record. Gene Ontology annotation, molecular function: DNA-binding transcription factor activity, RNA polymerase II-specific; zinc ion binding; RNA polymerase II transcription regulatory region sequence-specific DNA binding. The transcript has 4 exons. NCBI's taxonomy places the organism in Eukaryota, Metazoa, Arthropoda, Insecta, Coleoptera, Chrysomelidae. Gene Ontology annotation, biological process: regulation of transcription by RNA polymerase II. Gene Ontology annotation, cellular component: nucleus. Bases 111 to 1433 code for a protein of 440 amino acids.
GACUGAAGUGUCAAUACUGUCAAUAAAAGUCAAUUUUGUUGUGUUGUUUAUCUUUAUUUAUUUAGUUAUUUGAAAAUACAACUUUCAAAGGCUCACGUUUUCUUAUUUAAAUGGACAACUUGAAUAUUUCAUUUUCAGACUUUCCUUUUAUUUGUCGUUUAUGUUUAUCGCGAGAAAAUCUACAACAUUUUGAGGAACCACUGAAAAAUAAAUUUAAACUUUUUAUCGAUAUUCAGGUUGACGAGUAUAACAACUUACCUGAGAAUAUCUGUAUAGCUUGUAUAAAAAUACUUCAAGAGACUGAAAUAUUUUUUUUGAGGGUGAAAUUAGUUGACUCUCAAUUGAAACUUAUAUCACAAGCCAAACAUACACAUAGCAGUAAUGAAAUAUCAGACAAUGAAGCUAAUGAUAAUGAUAUAUUCAAGGAAAGAGAUGGCAAUAAUCAAUUAAAAAAUAUCAAACAAGAACCAAAUCAAUUAACAUGCCAGUAUUGUAAUACACCAUUUGCCACCCAUGACCUGUUCACAGAUCACUUUAAGGAUAAUGAAACCUGCAAAUUAAAAAAAUAUUUCUGUUCCUUUUGUGGAAAGCAAUUCAGUUUCCAGUAUAAAAGAAAAGCACAUAUAAUGGCAGAACAUUUUGGAGAAUUACCAUAUGAAUGUAAGCUCUGUGGCAAGAAAUUUAAAUUUUCCCAGAAUCUUUCUAGGCAUGACCGAUCAAUUCAUAAAGGAUUGAAACCAUAUAGAUGUGAAAUCUGUGGAAGAGAUUUUGCAAGACUUGAAAGAAAGAAAUAUCAUUUGAAAAUUCAUUCAUUUAAAAAACCAAAUUGUGCCAUAUAUUUUCCAUGUAGGCAUUGUGGAAAGGCAUUCACUAGUCGCCGGGAAUAUAAGGAACACUUACAAGAACACAAAACAACUAACGAAAGUUUUGAAGACUGCUGUAAUAUUUGUCACAAGAAAUUCUCUUCCAAAUAUGUGCUGCAAAGUCAUAUGGUUAUACACAAAGGCAAGAAAGAGUUCUUGUGCACUAUUUGUGGUAAAGAUUUCUUGAAAAAAUGUUAUUUAGAUAUUCAUUUGAAGAUUCAUUCUGGUGAAAAACCAUAUGAAUGUAAAGAAUGUGGGAAAAAAUUUAGCCAACCUUCUUCAUAUAACAAUCAUUUAAUAAUACAUACAGGCGAACGUCUGCAUAAAUGUGAACAGUGUAAUAAAACUUUUAAACAGAAACCACACCUCAAACGUCAUGAAAUGCUCCAUUUAGGAUUGAAACCAUUCAAAUGUACAUAUUGUAACAAAAGUUUUUCUCAGGCUAGCAAUCUUAAAUCUCACAUAAGAAUACAUACAGGGGAAACACCUUAUCAUUGUAUGAUAUGUUCCAGGGGAUUUUAUGAUUCUGGAAGUAUGAAGAAACAUAUAAAAGGGUUUCAUAAAACAUAAUAAAAGUGUUAGUCAUUUAUUCAUCAUUUUUUUGUUAACUUAACAUACAGAUUCACAUAAUUAUAUCCAUAUAAUAAUAUCUAAUCCCUCCCAAAAUAUGAACUCCAUACUCAAAAUCAUUUAGCAAGUAUUUGAAAAAAUAAGGUUUUUCAAACGGUUUUCUCUCCAUUAUUUUUCAUUUGUAAAAAGUAGUUCCCUUAUAUUUACUGUCAGCUCUAGCAAUUAAUCCAUAUAAUUCUGGACCACGUUGUAUAUUUAGUAUUCUAUUUUACAGAUACUCAAAGGACUUUAUUUCUUUAUUAAAAUUUUUCUUCAUUCGUGCCCAUCACAGUUUUUUCUGCAUCACCUAAUUUCUUUGGCACAAAUUCUAUAUCUGGGCCUCAUUGACACAUUUUAUUUGGCAAUAUUUAAAAUUUCUUAUCCUCCUAUGACUAUCUAUUUUUUAUGUAGUGUCAUAUAGGGUUAUAUUUGUACUCAUAUUGUUUGACACUCUGUCUUCUGUAGCAUUUGUGUUGUUGAUAGUCCAUGUGUAUAUUUCCGUUCUUGUUUAUACAGCAAAUUUAUACACAGUCUACCAACAACUUGAAUCAUGAGAUACUUGGGAAACAAGAGUUUAUACAAAAUUUCAAAUAUUAUGUCAAAUGAUUCUACAAUUUUUCUUAAAUAACAAGUGUAGUUAAGUGAUGCAUCAUUUGAAAGGUAAUUUAUUUAUGUACACACAAAAAUUCAACUUUUUUUUUACAAUUUAUUGAAAAACUUUGUAGAUACUUUAGAUUGAACUAGUUUGUUGAAUAUAAGUCAUAACAUCACCAUUUGAAAUAUACACUUGUUGGAAAAAUACGUAUUGUACAGUUUAUGUGGGUUAUUUUUGAAUGUUACUAAAUUGUUCACAAAAUUAAAGCCGAUUAUCAAUAUCA